UGACGUUUUAAAGUUGAUUCGCGGCAUGACAGAUCCGCGACGGAAUCACGAAUCAAAAUCGACUGAUGUAAACAUUGAAGUUUUCUUGGGAUUUUUUUUCGAUUAGUAAUAAAAUUACAACAAAAUAUCCAUUGAAAACAUCGUUUUUCUAUCGUGUUUAGCAAAUCACCAUCAUCCACUAUUAGCUAAGCGUAAUAAUAAUUCUUCCAGCCCCCGAUUGUAACCCAAAGCAAAGGAAUCCAAAGUGGCGCAGUUCGGCGUUGGAGGUAAAAUGAGACGUUCCCAGGGCUAUGCUUACCAGCCGCUGGCCCAGAAUCCGGGUCCCAGUGGGAUGGCCAAUGGUUCCAGCCACCAAAGUCACGAUGCCCUGGAGGAGGAAAACGAACGGAUGGCCGAAGAACUGAAGGGGAAAAUCGGAGCUCUGAAAUCGUUGACCAUCGACAUCGGAAGCGAGGUACGAUAUCAGGACAAGUUGCUGCGGGGCAUCGAUGAGGACAUGGACCGGACGGGUGGAUUUAUGUCCAACACAAUUUCGCGAGUCGUGAGGCUAGGGAAGGGGGGCCACCGGAACUAUAUGUGUUAUAUGUUUCUGUUUGUGCUGUUCGUGUUUUUUAUUUUGUUCGUGAUAUUGAAAGUAAGAUAGUUUAGAGGGAUAAUUUGGGCCGAGUAGGGGUGGGGAUACGUAUUUCAUAUUGUUUAUUAUUUUUUACGAUGGAAAUGAACAUUUAAUCGAAAUAGUGAAUAAUUAAAUAUUAUCUAUAGUUA
Messenger RNA from Aedes aegypti (yellow fever mosquito), 765 nucleotides. RefSeq names its product BET1 homolog (gene Bet1). Lineage: Eukaryota; Metazoa; Arthropoda; Insecta; Diptera; Culicidae. The transcript has 2 exons. The record is from RefSeq and is a predicted model, not a curated record. Gene Ontology annotation, biological process: endoplasmic reticulum to Golgi vesicle-mediated transport; vesicle fusion with Golgi apparatus. Gene Ontology annotation, molecular function: SNAP receptor activity. Gene Ontology annotation, cellular component: SNARE complex; Golgi trans cisterna. Bases 272 to 643 code for a protein of 123 amino acids.